UUUUGUUCUCUGCCGUCGGUGGAGCUGGGCUGGUGGGGGCGUUGUUAGUCAGACUUGUCAGACUGGUCAGACAGCCAGUCUCACUGGGAAACAUGGAGUUCCUGACUGUCCUUCAGUUCCUGAUCCCAGGCUUUGACAGAGUCACUUUACUGGCCGUGUUCUGCACAGUCUUUGCUCUGGUCUUUGACUUCUUGAAGAGGAGACAAAAGUGCAUCAACUAUCCCCCGGGCCCCUGGACGCUGCCCUUCAUCGGGAGUGUUUUUCAUGUCAGCAACAACAACCCCUACACAUCGUUUGAAAAGCUCCGUGGAAAAUACGGCAACACAUUCAGCCUGCAGUUUGGGUGGACAGAUGUGGUGGUGCUCAACGGCUACGAGACCAUCAAGGAUGGUCUGGUGAAGAAAUCGGAAGACACGUCCGACCGACCGUACAUUCCCAUCCACCAAAAAUACCUGUGUGCCUUUGGGCAAGGCAUUGUCUUAGCAAAGUACGGCCAGUGGUGGCGAGAUCACAGGAGGUUUGCUCUCUCCACGCUGAAGAACUUUGGGCUGGGGAAGAAAUCUCUGGAGUUGCGAAUCGUGGAGGAGGCGAGCUUUUUAAACAACGAAUUGGAAGCCGAGAUUGGUCACCCUUUUGAUCCACAUUUGAGAAUAAACAACGCUGCCUCCAAUGUCAUCUGCUCCCUCAUGUUUGGGGAUCGUUUCGACUACCAGGAUAAAAAAUUCCUUCAACUACUAGAGAUAAUUGAGGAGUCUAUGGUUCUGAGCGAUGGAUUUUGGGCUAAGUUGGUGAACAUGUUCCCCUUUAUUUACGGCCUCCCUGGGCCUCAUCGCAGAAUCCCUGAGAUCCAAAAGAAGGUGGCUGAGUUUCUCCAGGAAAUAAUUGCUGAGCACAAGGAAGUUUGGGAUCCCAACGAACCAAGAGACUUCAUUGACGCCUUCUUAGUGGAGUGUGAGAAGAUGAAGGCUUCUCCCAAUACGAGCUUCACUGAGAAGAGUCUGGUCUACACGUCCCUGGAUCUGUUUGUGGCUGGUACCGAGACCACCUCCACCACCCUCCACUGGGGGCUGCUCUUCAUGGUCUUAUUCCCUGAUAUCCAGAAGAAGGUCCAGGAAGAGAUUGACCGAGUGAUCGGGACGGAGAGGAAGCCGGCUCUGGGGGACCAGGAGACAAUGGCGUUCACCAACGCUGUCAUCCACGAAACCCAACGCUUCGGAAGCAUUGUCCCAAACUCAGUGCCGCACGAGACGUCCAGAGAUACAGAGAUCAUGGGGUUCUCCAUUCCAAAGGGAACGAUGGUUAUACCAAACCUCUCCUCCGCCCUCUACGAUCCCAAAUUUUGGGCGAAGCCGCACGAGUUUAAUCCGGGUCAUUUCCUUGACGACAGUGGGCGGCUUGUGAAGCCGGAAGCCUUCAUCCCCUUCUCUGCAGGGCCUCGUGUGUGCCUGGGGGAGCAGAUGGCGAAGAUGGAACUCUUCCUGUUCUUCACUUCCUUGCUCCAGCGAUUCAUAUUCUUCCUGCCGGAGAACGAGCCCAAACCCAGCUACACCCGCACCAAAUGUGGGAUCACCCGCAGCCCAAUGCCAUUCCAGCUCUGUUUCCUGAUCCCAGGCUUUGACAGAGUCACUUUACUGGCCGUGUUCUGCACAGUCUUUGCUCUGGUCUUUGACUUCAUGAAGAGGAGACAAAAGUGCAUCAACUAUCCCCCGGGCCCCUGGACGCUGCCCUUCAUCGGGAGUGUUUUUCAUGUCAGCAACGACAACCCCUACACAUCGUUUGAAAAGCUCCGUGGAAAAUACGGCAACACAUUCAGCCUGCAGUUUGGGUGGACAGAUGUGGUGGUGCUCAACGGCUAUGAGACCAUCAAGGACGGUCUGGUGAAGAAAUCGGAAGACACGUCCGACCGACCGAACAUUCCUGUCUUCCAAAAAUACCUGUGUGCCUUUGGGCAAGGCAUUGUCUUAGCAAAGUACGGCCAGUGGUGGCGAGAUCACAGGAGGUUUGCUCUCUCCACGCUGAAGAACUUUGGGCUGGGGAAGAAAUCUCUGGAGUUGCGAAUCGUGGAGGAGGCGAGCUUUUUAAACAACGAAUUGGAAGCCGAGAUUGGUCACCCUUUUGAUCCACAUUUGAGAAUAAACAACGCUGCCUCCAAUGUCAUCUGCUCCCUCAUGUUUGGGGAUCGUUUUGAUUACCAGGAUAAAAAAUUCCUUCAACUACUAGAGAUAAUUGAGGAGUCUAUGGUUCUGGAAGCUGGAUUUUGGGCUAAGUUGGUGAACAUGUUCCCCUUUAUUCACGGCCUCCCUGGGCCUCAUCGCAGAAUCCCUGAGAUCCAAAAGAAGGUGGCUGAGUUUCUCCAGGAAAUAAUUGCUGAGCACAAGGAAGUUUGGGAUCCCAACGAACCAAGAGACUUCAUUGACGCCUUCUUAGUGGAGUGUGAGAAGAUGAAGGCUUCUCCCAAUACGAGCUUCACUGAGAAGAGUCUGGUCUACACGUCCCUGGAUCUGUUUGUGGCUGGUACCGAGACCACCUCCACCACCCUCCACUGGGGGCUGCUCUUCAUGGUCUUAUUCCCUGAUAUCCAGAAGAAGGUCCAGGAAGAGAUUGACCGAGUGAUCGGGACGGAGAGGAAGCCGGCUCUGGGGGACCAGGGGACAAUGGCGUUCACCAACGCUGUCAUCCACGAAACCCAACGCUUCGGAAGCAUUGUCCCAAACUCAGUGCCGCACGAGACGUCCAGAGAUACAGAGAUCAUGGGGUUCUCCAUUCCAAAGGGAACGAUGGUUAUACCAAACCUCUCCUCCGCCCUCUACGAUCCCAAAUUUUGGGCGAAGCCGCACGAGUUUAAUCCGGGUCAUUUCCUUGACGACAGUGGGCGGCUUGUGAAGCCGGAAGCCUUCAUCCCCUUCUCUGCAGGGCCUCGUGUGUGCCUGGGGGAGCAGAUGGCGAAGAUGGAACUCUUCCUGUUCUUCACUUCCUUGCUCCAGCGAUUCAUAUUCUUCCUGCCGGAGAACGAGCCCAAACCCAGCUACACCCGCACCAAAUGUGGGAUCACCCGCAGCCCAAUGCCAUUCCAGCUCUGUGAAGACCCGCCUACCACGAGUUUUGUUCUCUGCCGUCGGUGGAGCUGGGCUGGUGGGGGCGUUGUUGGUCAGACUUGUCAGACUGGUCAGAUGGUCAGACAGCCAGUCUCGCUGGGAAACAUGGAGUUCCUGACUGUCCUUCAGUUCCUGAUCCCAGGCUUUGACAGAGUCACUUUACUGGCCGUGUUCUGCACAGUCUUUGCUCUGGUCUUUGACUUCAUGAAGAGGAGACAAAAGUGCAUCAACUAUCCCCCGGGCCCCUGGACGCUGCCCUUCAUCGGGAGUGUUUUUCAUGUCAGCAACGACAACCCCUACACAUCGUUUGAAAAGCUCCGUGGAAAAUACGGCAACACAUUCAGCCUGCAGUUUGGGUGGACAGAUGUGGUGGUGCUCAACGGCUAUGAGACCAUCAAGGACGGUCUGGUGAAGAAAUCGGAAGACACGUCCGACCGACCGAACAUUCCUGUCUUCCAAAAAUACCUGUGUGCCUUUGGGCAAGGCAUUGUCUUAGCAAAGUACGGCCAGUGGUGGCGAGAUCACAGGAGGUUUGCUCUCUCCACGCUGAAGAACUUUGGGCUGGGGAAGAAAUCUCUGGAGUUGCGAAUCGUGGAGGAGGCGAGCUUUUUAAACAACGAAUUGGAAGCCGAGAUUGGUCACCCUUUUGAUCCACAUUUGAGAAUAAACAACGCUGCCUCCAAUGUCAUCUGCUCCCUCAUGUUUGGGGAUCGUUUCGACUACCAGGAUAAAAAAUUCCUUCAACUACUAGAGAUAAUUGAGGAGUCUAUGGUUCUGGAAGCUGGAUUUUGGGCUAAGUUGGUGAACAUGUUCCCCUUUAUUCACGGCCUCCCUGGGCCCCAUCGCAGAAUCUUUGAGAACCAAAAGCAGGUGGUUGAGUUUCUCCAGGAAAUAAUUGCUGAGCACAAGGAAGUUUGGGAUCCCAACGAACCAAGAGACUUCAUUGAUGCCUUCUUAGUGGAGUGUGAGAAGAUGAAGGCUUCUCCCAAUACGAGCUUCACUGAGAAGAGUCUGGUCUACACGUCCCUGGAUCUGUUUGUGGCUGGUACCGAGACCACCUCCACCACCCUCCACUGGGGGCUGCUCUUCAUGGUCUUAUUCCCUGAUAUCCAGAAGAAGGUCCAGGAAGAGAUUGACCGAGUGAUCGGGACGGAGAGGAAGCCGGCUCUGGGGGACCAGGAGACAAUGGCGUUCACCAACGCUGUCAUCCACGAAACCCAACGCUUCGGAAGCAUUGUCCCAAACUCAGUGCCGCACGAGACGUCCAGAGAUACAGAGAUCAUGGGGUUCUCCAUUCCAAAGGGAACGAUGGUUAUACCAAACCUCUCCUCCGCCCUCUACGAUCCCAAAUUUUGGGCGAAGCCGCACGAGUUUAAUCCGGGUCAUUUCCUUAACGACAGUGGGCGGUUUGUGAAGCCGGAAGCCUUCAUCCCCUUCUCUGCAGGGCCUCGCGUGUGCCUGGGGGAGCAGUUGGCGAAGAUGGAACUCUUCCUGUUCUUCACUUCCUUGCUCCAGCGAUUCACAUUCUUCCUGCCGGAGAACGAGCCCAAACCCAGCUACACCCGCACCAAAUGUGGGAUCACCCGCAGCCCAAUGCCAUUCCAGCUCUGUGUUCGACUCAGAUAAACUCGCUGUUCAUCGCUGUGUUCUGCAUUAUUAACAGCCUGGACUGUCACACAGGAUAGAGCCUGUCACUGACCUGUGAUUAACGUAGUUGUGUGUUGAAUUCGGAAGGACUGGCUGACGUAGUGAUUAACGUCGUCAGGUAAAUAAUGACAACACUUAUGUUUGACGUCGGGAGGACGUCUCAAAGCACUUCACGGGAUUUUACAGUAAAGCGUCCUGAACUGUGUAUUUGGUGGUGAAUGAGUGAUUUCAUCUGCUUUAUGGUUAAACCCCGUCUGUAACGCUGACAAUACCCAAUCCUGGUCACUGUGGAGGAUGAAAGAGUCAUUUCAGGUGACGUUGCAGAAUCAUUUAUGAAUCGACCUUUGCUAUAAAUCGCUGCAAACAGAGCAAAGUCCGUGUAAUAAAAUGGGCUGAAAAAAACGAAUUUCACACAUCUGGAAAUAAAAGUAUAAACUAUUUUGUUUAAACUGUA
Molecule: messenger RNA, 5196 nt
Organism: Callorhinchus milii (elephant shark)
Lineage: Eukaryota; Metazoa; Chordata; Chondrichthyes; Chimaeriformes; Callorhinchidae
Exons: 27
Coding region: 93-4721 (1542 amino acids)
Biological process (GO): arachidonate metabolic process; xenobiotic metabolic process
Cellular component (GO): intracellular membrane-bounded organelle; cytoplasm
Molecular function (GO): heme binding; iron ion binding; oxidoreductase activity, acting on paired donors, with incorporation or reduction of molecular oxygen, reduced flavin or flavoprotein as one donor, and incorporation of one atom of oxygen
Source: RefSeq, a predicted model, not a curated record